Pogona vitticeps (central bearded dragon) is the source of this 3977-nucleotide messenger RNA. RefSeq names its product ELOVL fatty acid elongase 5 (gene ELOVL5). Gene Ontology annotation, molecular function: fatty acid elongase activity. Gene Ontology annotation, cellular component: endoplasmic reticulum membrane; endoplasmic reticulum. Gene Ontology annotation, biological process: sphingolipid biosynthetic process; fatty acid elongation, saturated fatty acid; fatty acid elongation, monounsaturated fatty acid. The record is from RefSeq and is a predicted model, not a curated record. Lineage: Eukaryota; Metazoa; Chordata; Lepidosauria; Squamata; Agamidae.
GGCUCCGCCUGCAGGCGUGAAAUCACCCAGUGUGCCAACACGAGGUGUCUUCCACAGAUGCUGCUUGUUUGGAAAGCAUCUUGGCGCUUGAAUUCCUCGAGACGUUGGCGAGUGGUUGAAAGGACACGGGAAAGCAUCGCUUCAAAACCGAUUCUCACGCACGCCAGGCUAUACCAUGGAAUCCCUGGAUAAAACAAUCAAUAGCUAUCUGGACGUAUGGUUUGGACCCAGAGAUCCCAGAGUAAAAGGAUGGCUUCUCCUGACCAACUACAUGCCUACCUUCGUCUUCUCCAUCUUAUACUUACUAAUUGUGUGGUUAGGACCAAAGUACAUGCGGAACAGACAGCCAUUCUCCUGCAGGGGCAUUCUAGUCAUCUAUAAUCUUGGACUUACGCUGUUGUCCCUCUAUAUGUUCUAUGAGCUGGUGACGGGAGUAUGGGAAGGAGGAUACAGUUUCUUCUGUCAGGACACGCACAGUGGAGGUGAAGCUGAUAUGAAGAUCAUACGUGUCCUCUGGUGGUACUACUUCUCAAAGCUCAUUGAAUUUAUGGAUACAAUCUUCUUUAUAUUGCGAAAAAAUAACCAUCAGAUCACUGUUCUUCAUGUCUACCACCAUGCAACUAUGCUGAACAUCUGGUGGUUUGUUAUGAAUUGGGUGCCUUGUGGCCACUCCUAUUUUGGUGCCACCCUUAACAGCUUUAUUCAUGUCCUCAUGUAUUCCUACUAUGGACUAUCUGCUGUUCCAUCCAUGCGUCCAUAUCUCUGGUGGAAGAAGUAUAUCACUCAGGGACAGCUGAUUCAAUUUGUCCUGACAAUCUUCCAGACAAGCUGUGGGGUUGUUUGGCCCUGUCGGUUUCCAAUGGGAUGGUUGUAUUUCCAAAUAGGCUAUAUGAUCUCCUUAAUUAUUCUUUUCACAAAUUUCUAUAUUCAGACUUACAACAAAAAGGCAACCUCAAGAAGGAAAGAAUACCAGAAUGGUUCCACGGCUGCUGUGAACGGGUACAUAAAUAGCUUUUCUUUCCUUGAGAACAAUGUGAAGCAGAGAAAACAAAGGAAGGAUUGAAGACCAAACUGAGAAACCAUUUGGAUAUUCCGGGCAACUACAACAACAACAACGAAAAAUCAUCUGAUUGUAAGCACAAUAUGUGUUGUGCACUGAUAAUUCUUGACAGCUACUGUAACUAUUCCUGCCUAGAAUAGUGUUGAUUUAUGUAGGACUUAACCAGUGCAAAACAUCCUAGAAACUAUCCAUAGCCUAAAGUUGAUGAUGUUGAUACUACUGGGUGGUCGCAGGCCCAGGUAUAAACUGUGGAAGGGAGUAUUAUUGUAGUAUAUAUCAUAUAUACAUUUAUUUAUGUAUAUAUAUAUAUGUAUAUAUAUAGACACUGCUGUUGCCUUACUAGUCAAUAUGAUAGGUGCUGAACUAUGAUUCACAACUUCAAAAACUGUAACCCAAACUCAUAUUUUUUAACUGUAGAUAAUGCAUGUGAUUGUAAUUUGUACAAUGAAGUUGUUCAGUUAAUUUUUAUUUUUUUUAUUUUAUUUUUCAGUAGUUGAAAACACACAUGCCUUAAAAGUUAAAAUAAAAGCAGGGCCCAAAACUUAAUACUGGUUUGAAAAUGUAUGGAAAUGUUUUAUUCUAGAGAACAUCUCCUCGUGAGACAAUUUAGACUCUCAUACAGGUAGCGAAAUAGCCAAGAGAUAUGUAUCGUUUUGGUUAUGCAAAGCACCUAUGUAUAUAAGGAUAUGUUUUGUACGUGGCAGCCUGGGAAAAGCAAGGGAUUCACUUGCAGAUAUUUCCUGUAUGCUGUUUACCACCAGUGUCAUCCAUAGAUCUUUGGAGGGUUCUCAAGUGUAAAAUGGUUGCUAUAAGAUGCCUCUGGGUUUGCACCUUCCAUGAGUCAACUGAACACAGUAUGUGUGCGAUGCAGUGUUGAGAGUCUGUUACAUACUACCACAAAACUAGGAAUGGUGGACAUGCUGCUGACCGGUUUGUGAUGAAAGACACCGAAAGAGGCCACACAUUCCUGUCAGGAUGAGAGAAGAGGAGGAGGAAGAGGAAGGAGAGAGAUCACAUCCUGCUGCGUAUCUUUCUAGUUUUUAUCUCUGGUCUGCAGAAGUAUUUUGUAAACUCUUGAUUAACAUUUAAUUUGCAUAACUAAUGGAAAGUUAAUUGGCACUUAAAUAAUGUCUAGAGCAGGAUCCUGACUCUCAAAGCCAAGGAGGGAUGGGCAGGCUCCAUGGGGCCAGAGGGCUGGUGUUCUGCCCUCAGGAUUCUCUUAUUAAAGCUCUUGAUGCAGGCUUGAGUGGCAAGGGAGGCAUAAAAAAAGAGACCGGGGCCAUGAAAACAGGCACUUCCUCUCCUCUCCUCCAGCAGCUGUCCUCAACCUGGAGCUUCCAACUAGACUGUCACUCCCAUCACUCUCAGCCAGUCUUGGGUGCCUCUGACAGUCCAGGGUGCAGCCCGAUGCAUUCGGAAGGCACCGAGCUAGGGAAGGGAGACAGGAGAGAGGAAAAUAUGGGUUGACCAGAGUUUCUUACUCCCUUUUUUUCAAUUGUCAUUUCCAGGUUACAGCCUGGAAGUGCUGCUCCGUCCAUUGUUUAAAAUUGCCUGCUAUGUGUGAAAUGAGCCCACAAUGGGGGUCUUCUUUUGGGGCCCCUUCCUCCUAUGGAAAGAAUUGAGUAGGAGUCGCUACUGGCUUUCUCUCCUGUCCCACAGCUGCCCCACCCACCCCCACCCCUUUCACUUUGUCUCGUUUUAAAGAGACAGAGUCUCCCAGGAGAACCCCUCGCUAGCCCAGCUUAAUGUAUCUUGUGUCCUAACUGCAAAGCCGUUUGCUGGGAAUUACCGGAGCGGUGAUGUACCAACUUCCUUAGAAACAAACUCAGUUUGAAAAAGCGAUUUCAGGGUAUUUCUGACAUUUCACAUUUUCAUAGUCAGGUUGGCAUUUCAGUUGUUGUUGCUGUUUCUGUAGCAAACAUUGGGAAGCAUCUCAAGAAUGAAAAGUGGCAUUCCAUGGGCAGAGCGGGACUUCUCUGCUUUCCUCUUCACCAAAAAAAAAAAAGAAAAGAGGGUCCUUGAGAAUGAAUGAAGUAGUACUGAAAGGAGAAGGGAUGCUACAGCUGUAAGGGGAAACUGAGACAUCAGGAACCUCUCCUAGGGCAUAUAAAAACAUCUUCAAUUCACACACACUUUAGUCAAACUGUUGACUUUAAAAAUGUGCCUACUAUGAAAGGUGGAUUUUUUAAUUUUUUUGCAAAAUGUGCAAAUUGAACCAUAGGGAUCCAUGGAGAAAGGUGCAAACAAGUUCAUGAUGAAUGUCUAUUUUCUUUAACGUAUGUUCCUCUCGCCUGUACUUUUUGCCUUGGUAAAGAUUUAUUUAGAAACACUUGUUGAAAUUACUGUUUACUGUAAAAUCAUGCUCCCCACCCCACCCCCGCACUGGCAGUGCCCGUUGUAAAAGCAGGAGUCUGUUAACAGGUAUACUCUGUAAUAUGGUGGAGUUUUAGUCUUUUAACAUGUUGUUCACUGUAAUUUGUGUCAAGCCAUUCUAUUGUUCAAAUGCCCAAGUUUAUAUAUUAACUGUGAUUUGAUAUUUAUAUAAAUAUCUAUUUUACAAUGGUUUUGCACAGCUGAUGUUAGGGAGCUCAUAUGUUUUCCUUUCAACCUUGCAGGUUUUUUAUUUUUUAUUUUUUGCUUCUUUUUUAAAUGACAGGCAGCACCAAUUUACUUGUGUGUGUGUGUAUGUAUGUGUUUCUUUUUUAAAAUGCUCUCCACAUUUGUGUGCUACGUGUCUUGGUUUCUAGGUACAGAUUUGCAGUCUUUACAUAUUUCACACAGCAGCCUUACCAUUCAAAGUAUGCUGUCUAAAUAUGUGUGUGCUAAAAUUUUAAAAAAACAACCCUUUAGCUUGUCUGAAAUAUUUGCAUUGUUAAUGUUUUGUGUUUAAUCAUUAAAUCAUUCUUGAUUACCUGUA